CUAGAGAGGGUUGAACUUCUCUGUCCAUUUCGCUCGCUGUACCCAGACGGAGACAGCAGCCAGCCUGUUUACUACACUAUUACACCGCUUUACCGAGAGAAACUCCGACGAUCUAACAUGCAAAUGACACAAAGACAGUAGUUCAGACAGAAAAGAUGGAGGACGUGGCCCCAGUUCUCGCAGGCCCGUCUCAGCCCACGUUCUCCAGGCCCUCAGAGCGCCGAAACCGCAAGUCUGGCACCGCGAACAUCUUCCAGGGAGUGAACCUGCGGCAGCUGCGGCGGCUCUUCCAGGUGGCAGGAGACCCGGAUGCGGAGCAGAGGGCGCGGAUGGUUUGGGGCCGACGGAGGGCGGCUGGGGGCGCAGAGGAUGGAGCAGAUGCAGAGCAGGAUGAAGACAGCGGGGCGGCGGAGGUGGAGACGGGGCUGGCACAGGCGCUGGUGGGGCUCCGAGUCCGAGCCAGGAACAGAAGCGGACUCCGGGUGGAGCAGCAUAAAGACACGAGCGGUCAGAGAUGGGUCAGAGCCUUCGGCCAUCUCAGAAUAAACGAGGGCUCGCUGAACCCGACGACCGAAGGCACGCCUGCAGAAGAUGAAGAAGUCAAUGAGGAGGAGGAAGAAUCGUCCGCUGCUGGUGGCCAGAGCUCUUUUGAAAGCUCAUCACAUGACCAGGGCGACUUCCCAUCCACGGAGGAAGAGACUCAGGGCCCCGGCCCCAGAUGGAGCUGGAACGCGGUUCAGGAGAAGGACCCGGAGCGCUACCUGCACCGCAUCCGACACUGAUGCAGCAGCAAA
Molecule: messenger RNA, 794 nt
Organism: Danio rerio (zebrafish)
Lineage: Eukaryota; Metazoa; Chordata; Actinopteri; Cypriniformes; Danionidae
Source: RefSeq, a predicted model, not a curated record